Molecule: messenger RNA, 1257 nt
Organism: Physcomitrium patens
Lineage: Eukaryota; Viridiplantae; Streptophyta; Bryopsida; Funariales; Funariaceae
Source: RefSeq, a predicted model, not a curated record
GCCAAAUCGGUGUGCGUGGUUUUGUGUGAAGAACGACAGGAUUGAGGCGGAGAGUGCACGAGACCGAGCGCCAUGGAGCGGUGGAUUGCAUUGCCUUGCAGAUGCUUAUUACAGGGGCUAGGAUUGUGUAUAUCAAUAUGGGUCGUUGCAGCUGCCGCAUCUGAAAAAGCAGAUCCAAUUCCCAAGCCAUGGCCACUUCAAUUCCACGCACAGCUUUAUCAGAAUCGGACUGGAAAGCUGUCCAUGAUUGACUUGUGGUAUGACUAUCCCAACGGGCGUAAUCUCAACCUUAUUCAGAAACAGCUUGGAUCAGUGAUUCAUGAUGUGGAGUACACCAAUGGCACCUCGUUCUACUAUGAUCUGGAAGCAGGUACUUGCAAGGUGGUCUUAUUUCAAGUCGGAAUUCUUCGGCCUGACUUUUUGAAUGAUGCUACCUACGUUGGUGUUGACGAAAUCGACGGCUAUAAGUGCAAUGUGUGGGAUAAAGCUGACUUUAUACGAUACUGGGAAGACAUUGAAACCCGAAGGCCAAUUUCUUGGCUUUUUACUACUACUGGAAUGUGGAUGCAUGUUAUGAAAUUUGAGGAAGGAAAUGUACUUGACGACCAGAAAUGGCAAGCACCUCCAUCAUGCUUUGAGCGAAGGGUAGCUUCUACGACCUCGUCUGCUUUGAAAGCGAGCGAGGUUGGGGAGCGAGAAAGGCAAGGUAUAUACAUAAAGAAGGCAGUAGUAGCCCGCAAAGCUAUGUACCACAGCGAUAAAUAGAGUUCGUGUCUUUGGCAGAAUCUUCUCAUGCUGAAAUGAAAUUUUAAACCUUGUAAGCGGUUUUGGGGGUCCAGUUGAAGCAUCAACUAAAGAGUAAUGGAGUGAAGAUUGCGGCUACAAUAACCAUGAGCUUGUUGAAACAUGUGAUAUUGCCGCAAUCUGUGAUAGCUCGAGCAGAGUAAAAGCGCAAAGCAGACGUGACUUGGGCGAUAUGAAAUGAAAGAAAACAGUAAUUUUCAUGCACACAUUAUUUGUUAAGUGUGCAAGUGAACUGUGUACGUUACCAAUAUGCCAUAGCCUUCGAGAUAUUUCUCUUGGAAUUUGACGGCUUCAUGUCUGCUGGACGUAAAUAUGAACUGUAAUGGAUUGUUACAGUUGUAAGGUAAUUGUGUGCAAGAUACUUACUUGUAACGGAUUGCCUAUGUAUUGUCACAAUCGGGGUGUACAUUGUACAUUUUCCGUCUGUUCAUGUAAUCAAAAAAACUUUUCACA